AAACAUAUUAACAUAUUUUAGUUUCUGUUACAAAAUAUUGAAGAAAUCAGUGUUUUCGUUCAACUCAAAAUGGUUACAACAAAUAUAAAGACGCAUCGACGACAACUCGUUAGACGUGACAAUAAAGAAGAACAACACCAAAGAGGCGACGAAACGAUCGAAACGAUCGAAACGUACCGAUUAGAAAAAUUCGACGCGCGCCAAAAGAAAGUCACCAGCACCCGAAAAACCGAUGUGGGUCAGGACCGAUGGAAAACCGAGAGUUAGAAACGGACCGAAGUGCCAACACAGCCUCGCACCGAUUUUUCCCCCCAUUCGAAAAACCGAAACGGUGUGCCGCAGGGAGGCGGCUGCGGCGCACGCACCAGAGAUGCCGAUUGCCCCGGACCAGAGGCUACGGUAGAAUUUCUCCCGAUGGAAUGCCGCAUUACCGAUGGAAUUUAACCUCCAAACGGGUAUUAAACACACCUGAGUUUCGUACAGUCAGCCUGGCAAACCGGCCGCGGUGGUACCGCUUCGACGGUACGGCGGCAUCCACUAAACUGCCAUCGCCGACUGUACCGGACCGUCGGCCAAUCGAGUGGUGGACGUACGGUACGGUCGGACGGUCGUGCGGCGCCAGUACUCGUCUGGGCGGGCGCAUUCCAGCGAUAUUUUGCCUCAGAUUGUACCUGACCGCACCGAGUUAAAAUAAGGGAAUUUAGUCAAGUAACGUCGAUGCCGGUACACACUGGAACUUUUCGGUCCCUUUGGUUUUGCGACGCGGCACGUGGAUUUUAUUGAUUUUUUGUGAGGGUGCUGUGACCGUUCGGCUGUUAUUUUUUUUUAUUUAUUUUGAUUAUUUAUUUAUUUAUUUAUUGUGCGACGGUACUGAUUCGGUUUCUGUGCUUUCUAUCUUGUGGAUUUCGAUGUUAUGGAGACGCGCUCGGUUUAUUUAUUGGAUACUUAUUUGAACGCAUGGUGAGAGUGGAACGGGCAGAGGACAGCGUCGCGUCGCAUCGAGGGGGCGGCGGUGGUCGGCGUCGCCUUCGUCCGUGUCGUUAGGAUGGUGGGGCGAUGCGGGGCGCGGUGGGCGGCCUGUGCACGGUGAGCGCCCCGCUGGCCGCGUGCAGCCCGGUAGCCGCGCUGCCGCCCGCCGCCCGUCUGCUGGCGCUCCACGUGCCGCUGCCGCACCACCACACACUCUACUUCGUCGUCCAGGCCAAGUCCCGGGUGCGGGAGCUCUACCGCCAGACAUGCCGUCACUUCCAGCAGCAGGGCAUGCUCGACACCGACCUCUUCGGCCUUGCCAUCAUCUGCGAUGGGGAGUAUUUGUUUGCUGAUCCGGAGAGCAAGCUAUCGAAAUAUGCACCGAAAAGUUGGCGUUCGUCGCACAGUCACGGGCUGGACGCGAACGGACGUCCGGCCUUGGCGUUCUACUUCCGGGUGCAGUUCUACGUGGACAGUCCGCUGCUGUUGCGCGACGACACCACCCGCCACCACUACUACCUCCAGCUGCGCCUCAACGUCGCAUCGGGGGCGGCUGCCGAACAUGCCACCCAUCUUGCAGGUCUGGCGCUUCAAGCGGACCUGGGCGACCAGAAGGAGCCGGUGGCGUACAGACCGGAGGACUACGUGCCUCCGGCCAUGCGAGGACCAGCCGCCCUCAAACUCAUCGAGACCGCCCACAGGACGCAUCGCGGCCUUACCAAGCUCGAGGCCCGUUCCCGUUUCAUAGCGGAGGCCUGCCAGCUCCAGGAACCGGUCAACGCACACGUUUUCAGAUUGAGGGCAUCGAAGGCGGAACAGCCUCCAGGUUCACUGCUACUGGCAGUUUGCCCGCGAGGUUUGAGAGUCUGCCCGGACAACAAUCCGCCGUCCACGUUCCUUUGGAGCAGUAUUGGCAAGCUGAGCUUCGAGAGAAAGAAAUUCGAAAUUCGGACUGGUCACGAAAAAAUCACCUUGUACACGAGCAGCGACGAGAAAAGUCGUCUGCUGCUUUCGCUGUGCAAAGCCGCCCACCAGUUCAGCAUGGCGGUGGCGCCUAGACUCAACGAAGUCAAACGCGAGGAGGAGGAGAAACAGCGAUGGGACUGCAACCAGAGGGUGUCAGUUAUCAGUUCCACCUCCUCCAACACCACCUCGGGAAUUGUCAGUGAUAGGGUUCACUCGGAGGACGAGCUGGAGAUAAUGAUUACGAGUCCUCCGGCACCUUCGACUGAGAGUUUGGCAUUGGCGCAUCUGUUGGACAGCGCACCAGCUAGUAGCAGGACUUCGGCGGCGUCAGCCACGGCGGCUUUGGCUACUUUGAGUUUGCAAGAGGAGGAAGAUGAGGUGCCGAAGCCACCAUGCAGUGAGAGCUCCGGCAAAACUGCCAGUAAAUGCGCUGGAUCGCAGUGCAGUUCGUCGUGCAGUACAGUCGUUGUUACACCUAUACAAUCCAAAACCAAGGGUCGAAGACCGUCGACUAGCAGCAGCUUAGAACUGGGUUACUCACACACCGCUCAGAACUCAGCAGUGAGCGACGCCACCUGCAUAGAACUGGAGACAACAGAUGCCGUUUACACCUCUGGACCAGCUCCUAGCAGUCACACAAGCGGCGUCUACACCCUCACCUCCAGCGAUCAAUACACCUCCAGCCUAAGCGACCAAUAUGCCGCCCCAAGUGAACAAUACAGUUUGCCCAGUGAUCAAAUCGACGGUCACUUUAGAGACAGGACCAACUCAACAUUAAGCAACUCCGGGUCGUUUCACGGUGACGGUAGUGAUCCUACCGACAAUAAACAGGCGUUAUUGUCGGCUGAGGAGCUGUCGGAUUUGAUAGUGGGACGGUAUCCGUCCUGCAAAAGUGUCAGCAACACUCUAGACUCGGACUCGGAUUACGUUACGUUGCCGUCAACGUACGAAAGUUAUGUGCCGGUACCACCGAAACGAAUAGACAGUGUGGACCACCGGUUCAGGCCACCGCCGCCUCCUUACGGCGCCCAAUUGACUAAAAUCAGUGCGGACAGUUCGGUGGACUACGAUGACGCCAGCUUGUCCGAGGACUCGAUGCGUCAUCCGCCGCCAUAUCCCGAGAACCAGACGCCCGUUCCUCCUCCCGGUUACCCGUACGAGGAGGCGGGCGCCCGUUUCAUUACCACGCGCUCGCCCAGUGUUCUGACGGCGCACGCGAGUGCGGUCAGUAUUAGCAGUUCGCCGAGUUAUUCGACGCCCAGUUCAUCGGUGCCUCCGAUUCCGCCCAAAGUUCCGAGGCAUGCGCAUCAGCAGGUCAGUUCGGUGAUUUCCCAGGCUAAUUACCUGGACGUGGCGGCCAGUAAGGCCAGUGUUUUGAUGCCGUGCUCGUUUUUACCUCCACCACCACCUGCGCCGAGGCAACCUCCACCACCUCCGCCUCCAGCUUUAGCCACGGUCUACACCAGUCAGUUGUCCAGGUCACAGAUCGAACAGUACCAACAGCAGAUGUAUAGCGACGUGGACUUCGUAGUGUUUCCACUGAAGGAGCCAGCAAUCAGCAAACAGGAAUACUUGGAGGCGAAACAGGGUUCACUGCUGGCAGCUCUCGCCCACAGUCAACCAGUGUUCUACAGAAGUACGCCCUUCCUACACCGCUAUGCGUCAAGCCAGAACUUGUCCGACACUUACGUGCAACUACCUGUCUACGGUGCUCCAAGCAUAUCCUCAACAGGCAGUUUGGACCCGGCGCCUCCACCAUUGCCUCCAAACAGACCGGGCAAGUUUAUGCGUACCAGAUCGGACGACAACAUCUUGAACUCGUUCGAGGCGCCUCAGCCGCCUAAAUUCAGGAGACUGCCUCCUCCGCCUCCACCUCCGAUUCCGGAAAAGCCCACAGCUCUCCGAAACGAUCCGAAGGUGAAGACUGAGGAGAAGGGUGAGACUAGAGAUGAACGGGGUUCCGCACUGGAUAUUCGCACCCUGAGAGAGAAGAGCAAGAAGAUGGACCUGCCCCUGAUAUCGGCCCUGUGCAACGAUCGUUCGCUUAUAAAGCAAACGAAGGCCUUCGUGAUGCCCAAACAUCCGGGAGCGAAGGUGGUGGGUCAGAGGCACUCUCUGAGCAGCUCUAGGACUAAGUACCCCGUUUCGGGGCUGAGCAGCAUGCAGAUCAACAAGCCGACAAGGAAAACCGUGUCGGUCAGUCAUAGACAUCCCGGUGAUAAACUGCCAGAGAUCCCCAGAGCCACGCCGAACAAUUACGUAAUGACGGACGCCAGGAUACAGCACAAAGUCAUGCAGUCACACUCGUAGAUUUUUUUGUUUAGAUUUUUUUAAUUGUUUUGUUCAAGUAAUCAUAGUACGGUGCUACCGGGGACAUUCCAGUGCUAGCUAGUUACAAAUUGAUUUUAACUCAGGGUGCCAUCACUGCAAUAUGUUUAAAUUAAGGGGAGCGAUCCAUGUUUUGGUCGUUUGAAUGUAUACGACUGAAAUGUCGGUCGCUCGACGAACGUUCUAUGUACAUAAAGGUUUUAUAUUUUUUCUGGCACGUAAGAUUGAAGUACGUUUUUAUUAGCAUUAAUGUAUACACUUGCUCAACUUUUAUUAUAAUUAAAUACCUAAUAUUUUUAUGUUUUUAUUUAUUUCCAAAUUAUAAAAAAGCUUCAUUCAAGUGUAUGGUGCUGCCAUCAUUUUUUUAAAUAAAAAAAAUAUAGAAUAUA
Molecule: messenger RNA, 4652 nt
Organism: Aethina tumida (small hive beetle)
Lineage: Eukaryota; Metazoa; Arthropoda; Insecta; Coleoptera; Nitidulidae
Gene: ex
Product: protein expanded
Exons: 6
Coding region: 1057-4245 (1062 amino acids)
Biological process (GO): positive regulation of hippo signaling
Cellular component (GO): cytoskeleton; cytoplasmic side of apical plasma membrane
Source: RefSeq, a predicted model, not a curated record